This is a messenger RNA of Vitis riparia (riverbank grape), 2047 nucleotides long. Its product is annotated as external alternative NAD(P)H-ubiquinone oxidoreductase B1, mitochondrial-like. The transcript has 10 exons. Gene Ontology annotation, molecular function: calcium ion binding; NADH dehydrogenase activity. The record is from RefSeq and is a predicted model, not a curated record. Lineage: Eukaryota; Viridiplantae; Streptophyta; Magnoliopsida; Vitales; Vitaceae. The coding region runs from base 89 to 1831 and encodes 580 amino acids.
CUUGUGGGCUUGUCCAACCGAAAGCUUUUGUUUCAGGCUUUGAGCUCCCUGCUCUGGGAUCUCCCAUCAAAGCCAGAAGCACUGUGAAAUGACGAUUUUCUCCUUCUUCUCCGGAGCCUCCAGAGCUCUCGGUUCCAGCUCUUCUUCCUCUAAGCUUCUCGUUAUCCUCUCUAUCAGUAGUGGUGGUCUUGUGGCAUACUCAGAAUCACAAACAGAUGCUGGUGCACAAAGUGCUGAGAUCAAGCAAAAGGAACCCCAGAAGAAGAGAGUGGUGGUGCUUGGAACUGGAUGGGCUGGCACUAGUUUUCUGAAAGAUUUGGAUAUCUCAUCAUAUGAUGUUAAAGUGGUUUCGCCCAGGAAUUAUUUUGCAUUUACUCCUCUUUUACCUAGUGUCACAUGUGGAACAGUUGAAGCACGAAGCAUUGUAGAGCCAAUUCGGAACAUUAUAAAGAAGAGAAAUGGAGAAAUCCAAUAUUGGGAAGCGGAAUGUGUUAAGAUUGAUGCUGCAAACAAAAAAAUUCGAUGUCGGUCUGUCAUUGACAACAGCUUGGUAGGCAAUGAAGAAUUUCUUGUAGACUAUGACUACUUGGUUAUAGCAAUGGGAGCACAAGUAAAUACUUUUAACACCCCUGGCGUCAACGAACACUGCCAUUUUCUAAAGGAAAUAGAGGAUGCUCAGAAGAUCCGAAGGAGUGUGAUUGAUUGUUUUGAAAGGGCAGUCCUUCCUGACUUAAGUGAUGAAGAGCGAAGGAGAAACCUUCAUUUUGUUAUUGUUGGAGGGGGUCCCACUGGUGUUGAAUUUGCUGCAGAACUACAUGACUUCAUCCUAGAAGAUUUAGUCAAGCUAUAUCCUAUGGUUAAAGAUCUUGUGAAAAUAACAGUGAUCCAAUCAGGAGAUCAUAUCUUAAACAUGUUUGAUGAGAGGAUUAGUUUAUUUGCUGAAAGGAAGUUUGGAAGAGAUGGUAUUGAAGUUCAAACAGGAUGUCGGGUUACAAGUGUUUCCGAUAAGGCAAUAACCGUGAAGGUGAAAUCAAAGGGAGAAAUUUGUUCUGUGCCUUAUGGAAUGAUCGUGUGGUCCACUGGUAUUGUCACUCGCCCAGUUUUGAGAGACUUUAUGGAUCAAAUUGGCCAGAAUAAAAGACAUGUUCUAACAACUAAUGAAUGGUUGCGAGUAGAGGGAUGUGAUGGUGUGUAUGCUCUUGGUGAUUGUGCUGCUGUAGCUCAACGUCGAGUCAUGGAAGAUAUCUCGACCAUAUUUAAGACUGCGGACAAAGAUAAUUCUGGUACCUUAACUGUUAAAGAAUUCCAAGAUGUAAUUGACGACAUCCUCGUAAGGUAUCCCCAAGUGGAACUAUAUUUGAAGAACAAGCAUCUGAAUGAUGUGAAAGAUCUGUUGAAGGAUCCGCAGGGCCAUGAGAGAGAGGAAGUGGACAUUGAAGGGUUUAAGUCAGCCCUUCGUCAUGUGGAUUCACAGAUGAAGAGCCUUCCUGCAACCGCUCAGGUUGCUGCUCAACAAGGUGCAUACCUCUCUAGUUGCUUUAGCCGUAGGCAGCAAUGCCAAGAGACCCCAGAAGGGCCUUUACGUUUUAGAGAUUCUGGCCGUCAUCAUUUUCGUCCCUUUCGGUACAAGCAUUUGGGGCAAUUUGCCCCUCUGGGAGGAGAGCAAGCAGCUGCAGAGCUCCCUGGAGACUGGGUAUCCAUCGGCCACAGCACCCAGUGGCUCUGGUAUUCUGUAUAUGCAAGCAAGCAAGUGAGCUGGCGCACAAGAUUCUUGGUGGUAUCUGAUUGGACGAGGAGAUUCAUUUUCGGGAGGGAUUCAAGCCGAAUCUAAAAGCCUAAAACAAUUGCGAAAACUAGCAUAUCAAGCUCACCUGCUGUUCUGAUUGUGAUGCUUCCACCUUCUUCUCCUGUAAAUUUCUGUUGUUGUCUAUUUUUUGGGGAACUCGGUAUAUUGUAAUACUUAAGCAAUGGACAAUGCACUCGCGUUCUGAUGUAAUGCCAUUUCUGAUAUGAAUUUUAUGAUCAGCUAUGAAAGUUGAAAGGGAUA